AUGGCCUAUUGCGACGACGGUAAUGCGACGCAUACGCUAUCUCUCGAGCAUUUUGCCGUUUCAUUUACCUAGCAUCGUCCAUACGAGGAUUUUCAACUAUACGGCACACAGUCCACAAAUUUGUCGUUUACCACACGUCGCACGUUGUUGUCACUCAUCAAAUCAACCGUUAUUGGUAAGACGCGCAUGUGUUUAAUGUUUAUUUAUUUAAUUGUAUCAAAUGAGAAUGAUUUUUUUCACAUGAUUUUAAUAAAUGAAAUUUUCUCAUCUGUUUUACCUAUUAUAAAUGGUCAACAAUUUAGAAUAUGUUUAAUUUAAAUUUAGCAAUACAUUUGUUUUCAUUUAAAACUCUGAAUCAUUCGUUUUAUUAUUAUUUUUCAGAAAUUCAUAUAACAAUGAGAGGUACAAUAUUCUUCAUCAUAGCGAUGUUUGUAAUAAACGUCAACUCGAAAAGUUUAGUUCCAUGCUACAGGAAGGUUUCCUGGGAAGCAAGGGUUGGAAUAAAAAACGGCGAUAACCUUGCUAUUGAAUGCGAGACACCUAUGUUUAAAUUUUGUUCAAACCAGGGUAAUUAUGAUAAUAUUCAAACCAUAUUAAUUUUAAAAUAAAAUUUGAUAAUAAUGUUUCUAGGUACUUUGAUAAUGAUCUAACGUUUUAUAUUUAAAUAAAUGAUUACAUAUAAUAAUUUAUAAGAAACUAAAAACGUCAUUUACCAAACAAAUAGAUUAAUUUUAUUAGAAUUUUCAUUGAAACGGAAAAAAAUAUACAGCGUUAUCAAUAACUAACAUUCAUAAAUACCUGUACAAUCUAAACAACAAGUGAUUUAUGAAUGUUAAUUUAUUUUUAAAUAAAAAUCCUAUUUUCUCUUAUCGAUGGAAAUUAAAUGGUUUUAAAAUUGUAUCUUGCAAGGUUGGGUUACUGUACAAUUAUUAAUUAUUAAACCUAUAAUAUUGAUUAGGAUUUUAUAACAAAUCAACAUCAAAUUAAAUUAAUAUUAUAACUUAUUAUUGUAUUUAAUAGUUCAAAGUUACUGAAACAUAAUAAAUAUUUUUUGAUAGUUAGUUUUUUAAAUAUUCUCAAAAUGUCUGAAUACAUUUUAAAAAAAGAGCUGAUACUGGGGACGGGUGUGGUAACUACCGUAAGUGGUAGUAGGAAAGGUGGGUUACAUAAAGUUUUUUAAAUUAUGCCUGUAACCAACGAUAAAUCAUUGAUAACGCAAAACGAUUCAGAGCGAAGUACGGGAGUACAUAGUUUGAAAGGCCGCAAUAUUUAUGAUUGUUGUCAAAAUUUGAUUUUAUAAUUCCUACAAGAAAAAAAAAAUGUUUUGUUAAAUUAGUUCUUUUUUUUUUCUUCUAUGUUUGACUUAUAAUGAAAGUUCUAUUAAAUUGUCAAGUAUUACUGUUAAGUCUAACAGUUUAUCUCAGUGUGCCUACCAGAUAAAAUUACGUAAAAAACUCGUAAAAUUAAAAUAUCUAUCUAAAAUAUAGCUCAAAUAUUUUAAAAGUUCUAUUAUGACGUCUAGAACAAGUAAAAAUAAGUUUUCUGUCAACAUUUUAAGUCUUCAUAAAUAUUAUAAAAGAAAUUGCAUUAAAAAAAAAAUUUUAAAUAACAAAAGAAUUAUUUUCAUACGUUUUCCCUUAUUUAGUGCAUUCUUUUUCGGGGUUUCUCAAUUAUUAAAAAAAAAUAUAAAGGAAAUCAAAAAACGACUAUUUUGGUCACCAAAUAGAUAAAAAUUCUAUCUCUUGUUAUUUUCUUUUCGGAGUAAUAUUUAUAGUAGAAAACAUAUGCCAUACAAAUUUUAAAUAAGAAAUCGCUUUGCCGUAAUUUGUAAAAAAUCGUAUGUUUCGUAUUUUUUAGUUUUCCUCGAUUAUUAGAAAAAACGUCUUACUUUGUCAGUGGAAAAAUAUUAUAAGGAUCAAAGUUGAUCGUUUGUUUUUUUGGAUAGGAGCAAUAUUUCUGGUAAAAAACACCAUGUUAACAUAAUAAAAACAAUAACAACUUUAACGCCACGGCGUGCCGUAAAUAUUUACCGUUUUAUCUAUAAUUUUCUUUUUUUUUUCCCAAGUAUUUCGAAAACCCUUUGGAAAAUCAAAAAAUGAUUCCCUGUUGUAUCAACCCUAAAAAAUUACCUUUCAGAAAAAGUACUACACUCUAUACAUUAGAACUAAAUUUCUGGUAGAAAAGUACCAGUCUAUAUUCAUAGACAGAAAAAAAAAAAUAAAUCAUAGUAAAAUUAAUAGAUGCCUCGCUGCGCUUUAAAUUUAAAAAAAAAACUAUUAUACUUCGCAUCAUUUUUGUAGGUGUGAAGUUGGGGAGGAUAUAGAGGAGAAUUUAAUUUAUAUCUAUAAGCAAUCUAUAAAACAUAUCUUACGAAAAAAGAUACAGAGCGAAGUUUGGUUAUACAUGUUUUGAAAGAGUAUAAUAUUUAGGAACGAUUUUUGUUAAAAAUAAAAAGAUAAAUUGUAUUAUGUUGAAAAAAAAUACAUUACAUUUUUUUUGUCCACUAAGUGCUACUUAUAAUGAACUUAUUAUUAAAUUUUUAAGAAUUUCUGUUUAGUAAAAUAAUUUUAGCCACAGUGUAGGUACAUACAGAAUAAAAUUUAUAUGUGACUUUUUUAAUAAAACAAAUAAUCGAUUUGACAAAAAUAUUGUUACGAUUUAUAAAAAAGAUAUUUAAUUGUUAAACCAACAUACUUUAAAAUGUCAUUGUGAUAAAUAAAAUCCAUGAUUAUAUCAAUAAUGCAAAUCGAUUAAGUGAAAAUAAUGUAUUCAGUUAAUGAUUUUUUAUUUUUAGAAAAACAAUACAGUUUAAAUGAUACAUUUAUAAAGGAAAAUUAGUUCAUAAAAUAAAUUAAAAUUAAGUAUUUAAUUAAAAUAAAGUUAUAUUGAAAUAAAUAUUCUGUAUACAAAUAAUAUGAUAAAAGUAAAUACAUAUUUAAAUGGAAUGUAUAAUAUUAAUAACUUAUGUAUUUAUAAUUAAAUAUUUCAUAGAAAUAUACAAAUUAAGCAUGUUUUUAAAUUAUAUCAUAGUAUAUAUUUUUAAUUAUAAACAGUAAACUUCCGUUAAUGGUCAUCUCUUUGUAACGGUCAAUUUUUUGGUCCCAUCAAAUGUUAUAUUGGGAAACCUCUAUGGGAAACCUCUAAAGAAAAGUCAUUAUUUCCAGUCCCUUCGGUUAGGUUAAAUUAAAUUAAACAAAUUAAAUAAUAUUUAAAUUUUUAAUACAUAAAACUAUUAUAAUAAACACCAAAUAUAUGAUUAGGUACAUAUUAAUAUAGAUGCAAUAAACUUAAUGAUGUGUGUUUGAAUAUUAAAUUUAAAUUUGAAAAUAAUUUUUUUUUUGGUAUAUGUAUACCUAAGUAAUGAUUUAAAUUUAUUAUAAUGUACACUUGAUUCUUUUUAUUUCCUAUAAUCGAUUAAAAUAUAUUAAAAGAAUAACUAAGUAUAUAUUUAAACAAAUGUCAAUAUAAUAGGUAUUUAAUACCUAUUUAAAUAAAAAUAUUUAGAUGUUUGUAUAAAUAAAAAAGGAAGGAAAUAUUUACUUGUUUUUAUGGGCAAGGGAGACCAGGUAUACAAUAUUGUUAACUAUUAUUAUUUAAUAACACUAGAAAUUCAAUGAAUUAGUUAAGCUGUAAUUCAUAAAAUUGUUAGCACUAAAAAAAUAUCUUAUUUUCAGUAAUAUCCUUUGUAGAUUCAAUUUCCUCUAAUAAUUUACGACAAUUAAUAUCUUUUAUUUUUUCAUCCAUAAUUUAUUGAGGGAUGACAAUGCAUAAUUAGCUAUUGGCAUUUUUGUCCAAAUUGAGUUAUACACUGAUUAAUACAUUUAAAAAGAUCGAUUGGUGUCAUCAGAUUAAGUCGAAACGCACUAUUUCUUAUUCAAAAUAAAUAUAAAAUAUUAUAAUAAUAAUAUAAAUCAUCAGUUAAAUUAAAACGUACUACUUUUUGAUCCAUAUUGUAAAAACCUUAUCAAGUUGUACAUUAAAUUCAUCAUAUAUUAUAUAUUGGUACCAUUGGGAAAUAAUAUAUUAUAGUCGAUGUCAAUCUGAACCAUCUGAAAAUGUAUUAAUACAUAAUAUUAAACUAAUAAUUGGACUCUAAGUACAGACCUCCCCCCCCCGCUAAUGGCAUGGUAUUUUUUUAUAUUUUUUUAAUUUUCUCUGAUAUUGUCAUCAAAAUUUAUUGUAAAUAUAUAGUACACAUUUUUAACAUUAGGAACAAUAUAGAUAUCAAAAAUAUAAAUAAAAUAAUAGAUGAUAAAUGAUAAUGUUACAAUGUUUAACAAAAUAUCUUGUAGUCCGGCAAAAUAUAAUAUUAGUGAAAAUGCAUCAAAAAUUUUAAUUUAAUAAUACAUUAAUUAAUUGAUAAUAAUUGUGUUUAUUAAGUAAUAAAAUGUCUGUAUAUAUGUAUUUACUCAGAAAAGGGAUAAAAAAUAGUAAUCAAAUUAAUUUUUUUGGACUUCCCUCUCUCCAUGGAUAAAUCCUGGUCGGGGACUGGAAGAGUAUCCAAAAAAGGGAUGACUUGCAGAAAUACAAAGUUUAGGUCACAUAAUAAGGUACUAUCAUAAAAUAAAAUAAAUAUCACUAGUAUCGUGUUAAGUAUGGGAUGGUAUUUUAAAAUAUUAAUGUAAUGUUUUAAUGUUGUUAUAAUAAUUUUUGAUUUCUUAAUAAAUCUUAAAGAAUAAUAUAUUCUUCGCUGAACUUAGAAUCUAAAAUAUGAUUAUUUAUGUUUCAUAUGACUGUUCAUUAACAGCAAUUUUUUGAUUUUGUUUUAGAUGAUAAACAUUUCCUACAUGUUUUGUCUUUGUGCCCAGAGUACUUUACCAUACCAAACUGUACAUAUGAGUGUGUAAAAUCAUAUUUUAAGUAUAACUGUGAUUGUCUCAUAAGGUAAGUAAAGGAACUUACUUUCUUAUUAUUUCUUACUUAACCUACCCGCAUUUUUUGUCUCAGUUUAUCUGUUGGACAACAAGUAAAAUUGCGUUAUUCGGAAAAUAAAUUGUGACUCUUAAGUUUUAAAUAAGACUUAAAUUAAAUAACAUAAUUUAAAGAGAAGAUUAUUUUUGAGGAUACUAAGUUGCUUUUUUAAAAAAAUAAUCUCAGACAUAAAAGUUACAGAUAUUUUAAAAAAGUAUAAAUUAACAUUGCUGUAACAUAUUUUUGUUUUGUAAUAUUUUUUAAAAAAAAAUUAGCACCUAACAUAGUACUCCCAAAAUAUUCUACUUGUUCAAAUUGUGUUUAUGUGUUUAAAUUCAAAUUUCAUUAUUGACUGCACGAUAUUUGUUUUUGUACAAUAAUGUUGCUAUAUUGUCCAAUAGCUAGAUUGAGAUAGAAUAUUCAGGUGUAACAUCUUAAUAUCUAAAUGACUAUGUCAAUAUAUAAUUUUUAUAAAGUAUUUAACCAUAAUUAUUUCUAGGAAAAUAGAGAAGAGAACAUUACCCUUAAGUUAUGUGUAUGACUCUAUUUUGUUUAUGCCUGCAAUGAAAAAAAAAUAA
This is a messenger RNA of Cinara cedri, 5489 nucleotides long. NCBI's taxonomy places the organism in Eukaryota, Metazoa, Arthropoda, Insecta, Hemiptera, Aphididae. The record is from the annotation of a GenBank genome assembly.